Paramisgurnus dabryanus is the source of this 2326-nucleotide messenger RNA. RefSeq names its product NHERF family PDZ scaffold protein 4b (gene nherf4b). The record is from RefSeq and is a predicted model, not a curated record. Gene Ontology annotation, biological process: protein localization to plasma membrane. Gene Ontology annotation, cellular component: apical plasma membrane. NCBI's taxonomy places the organism in Eukaryota, Metazoa, Chordata, Actinopteri, Cypriniformes, Cobitidae. Gene Ontology annotation, molecular function: protein-membrane adaptor activity; protein binding.
AGUAAAAUAUUGAAAAACGGUGGUGUUUUCCUUUAAGACAUCCCAAAGUAUCAACAGAUGUGACACUUACAAAGUAUUAUGGUCACAUUGAUACACAUUGUCAUUUGUAUUAAUCCGUGUUUUUCUUCCCAGUCUUUAUUGAUGGGAAAAGUCAACAUUAAUUGUAAAUCGCAGUCAGUCAUGGUUGGAUGUCUGUGUGAAUUCCCACCCAAUGCUACUGGCUUCAGUUGAUCUAUCACUGUAAAGGAAAAAACUGUAGGUUGCAGUUCUGGAGGAAAGCAUGGAACUGACAAAGUUCAGCUUUAAUCCCAAGCUGGGAAUUGACAAUCCAGCCAUGAUGACUGCAGAUGAUACAGAGCCGGCAUCAGAUCUCUCACCGCGUGUUUGUGUGUUGAAGAGAGAGAACGGAGAGACCUUUGGGUUCCAAUUGAAAGUGGAAAGAGGGAGACAGGGUCACAUUAUCAGACAGUUAGAGUCACAGGGUGUGGGAUGGAGGAGCGGGCUCAAGGAUGGGGACCGACUGCUUGAAGUCAAUGAGAUGUUUGUAGACAACUUGGGACACAAAGAGGUGGCCCGAAGGAUCCAGGUGAAUGGUUCACACGUUUGCCUCAUGGUGUUGGAUGGUCAGGUCUAUGAUCAGACUGUGUCCAAGGGUCGUGAUCUUGAGGAACUGGCUAUAGUCAACCGUGGGGAAGGAUGGAGACCGCCUCGUCUCUGCCACAUCACAAGGGGUGUUGCAUCUGGGCUGGGCCUCAACAUACUCCCCAUAGAGGGCGAGAAAGGCAAAUUCAUGGUGAGCCCAGUUAAAGGAGGUGCUGCAGAGAAGGCAGGGGUAAAAAAGGGUGAACAGCUGGUUUGGAUCAAUGGUGCCAUGGCCUCUGAACUCACACAUUCUGCCAUUAGCAAAAUGGUGAAAAAGAGCAAGGAUCAUGUGACAGUGCUGGUGAUUGACAGUGAGAGUGAAAAAAGUUAUGCCCGCAGAAAAAUGCCCAUUCUGCCAGCCAUGGCUGAUGCUGAGAGCAUGCCUUACCGGCCCCGCAGACUGCAUCUGGUUUUGGGGACUCAGGGGUAUGGCGUCCUGCUUAAACAGGAGAUAAAUAGGGCUGGAUACAUUGCCCACAGGUUGGGCGAGGUGGAUAAAGGGAGCCCUGCUGAACUGGGAGGUGUUAAAGAAGGUGAGCUGCUCCUAGAAGUGAAUGGGGAGCCCACAGACUCACUAAGUCAUGAGGACGUUGUCAGCAAAAUCAAACAGAGUGGAUAUCAGGUCACUCUCACAACCAUUCAACCUCAGGGUAAAGACUUCUACACUAAGUUGGGUCUUUCUCCGUUACUAUUCUGUUUGGAUGUUCCAUCCCAUAGACCUGAAGAAAAAAAGGAGAGCCCAUUGACUCCCCCUGUUGAGCCCCAGAAGGAUGUGCAGAUCAGUCCUGACAUUAGACUCUGUGAGCUGCAGAGGGGUUCACUGGGCUUUGGCUUCAAUUUGGGCUGCAUCCAACAGAAACCUGGCACAUUUAUCAGCCAGGUGACAGCAGGAGGCCCAGGAGGGAGUUCUGGUCUCCUGCAGGGUGAUGUGGUGGUGGAGGUGAAUGGACAGAAUGUGGAGAAUGAGUCUGUGGAGGAUGUGAUCUUACAAGUGAAGCAAGGAGGAAGAUCUCUUUCCUUAUUAGUAGUCGAUCGGAGAGGUUAUGAGUGGCUAAAGACAAAUGAAAAGCCAAUCAGAGCAAACAAUGUAACGACAACCUCUGUGGUGGAGAAAAAUGCCUUCAGUGCUGCUGAACCACCAAUUGAUGAUGUCUGAUUACAAGGCUUAAUCCACGUGCACAUAUACUGUAUGGGACAGCUAUUAAAACUGCCCUGAUAAAUGCAUUGACAUCUGCUUUUUGAGAAUUAUGAAAUAAGUGUUUGGUUGGUUAAUUAGUUUGAACAAGACAACAUCUACACCAAUUUGACUGGAAAGUCUAGUAUACAUGUGUUUAAAAUUGUCUAGCUCUUGGGCAUCAUUGCUUUGACAUAUUUAAUGCAUAAUUAAUGCUGUGAAGAAGAGAAGAGGUUUGACUGAUGUUUUAGGCUAUGAAGUUGUGUCUGGAAAUAGAGAAGUCCAGGUGCAACUGGCUAUAUAACAUUAACUAUUUAUAUCUGAAUCGUUAAUCACUAAAAAUUAUUAUAAUAUUACAAAAUGUUUGCUCACAGUUCUGUUUUUCCCAUUUUCAUUAUAGGUUUUGCCAUAUUGUGUCGUAUUGAAUUGCCAUUUGUGCUUUCAUUUUAAUACCAUAUGAAAUGUCUUUUUAAAAUGAGGGUCAAAUUUGUAAAUAAAUUAAAUAAUAAA